UUCAAGAUGGCGGAUGAACCCUUACUUUUGGGGUUACCCGAUGGAAACAUGGAACACAACGACGACAAGAUAUGCGGGUGGAGUACAAAUAAGAUCGGAGGAACUCCGAACUGGUUAUUUGGACCGCCAUCAAAUUAUCCAAUCUGCCCUUUGUGUAACAAUGUAUUAUAUCUGGUUUGUCAAAUUUACUGCCCUUUGUCAAACUCUGAGUUUCACCGUGUGCUGUACAUCUUUGGUUGUGGAAAUGCAUCUUGUUGGAAUAAAAACAAAAGUUGGAAAGUUUUAAGAGCUCAGGCCAAAGAUAGCAAUUUUGUUGUCAAGGAAACUACAGAAAAUCAGUCUUUCAGCAGAUUUGAAGUUGAUGAUUGGUGUGAUGAUGCAGAGGACUGGGGAGACAGUCAUGAUGAUAUGUCAUCUGAACUGGGAGAACUCACUGGAAAAUUAAAACUUGCCGAAGACAAACCAGACAAGGUAGAUUACAACAAAGUUGUACAAGUUAGCACGAGCGAGCAACUCAAGGAAAUGUCCCUGAGCGAUGUCCCUAAUUUUGCGCCUCUUUACAUCAGUGUAAUUGAGGCUCCAAAUACCAGCGGAAUCUCUAAACAGAUGACAGAACACGAGAAGAUAUUGUUAGCUGAAUAUGAGAGGCGAGAAGGACUUCAAUUUGUGGAAUCGGUGGAUUCUCGUGGUGAUGUCAAAGGCUGGGCAGGGGAGAAGUAUGAAAGUGAAGCCGUUAAACAUGGCGACAAGGCUUUCCACAAGUUUCACAAACAAUUACAAUCGUGUCCUCAACAAUGCCUGAGGUAUCAGUGGAAUGGAAUGCCUGUUUCUAUGGUUACCACUCAGCCAUCAGAGCUGUGUCGAACAGUCCCUCCCUGCAACCAUUGCGGGGCAAGUAGAGUGUUUGAAGUUCAAUUUAUGCCUGCAUUGGUUGGUCAUUUAAAAGUCCUAAGAGAUCUUCGUCCCAAAGAUAUAGCACAGGAAAACGAGACAGUUAUUGAAAGAUUUACACAAGAAAACAACAAAUGCGAUUUGCAGGGAUUAAAUUACAGUUUCCACGCAGAGACCGGUGAAAUUCUUACAGAGGAUACCAUUGUACAGCAAAAGCAAAGAAAAACAUUCAUGGCGGCUGUCAAUCAAAAGUGUGACGUCACAAUCGAGUUUGGAACAGUGAUGGUUUUCACGUGUUCUAAAAGUUGCUGGACGGAGAUAGAAAAUGUUGUAGGAGAAGGUAUUUACUUUGAGGAAUUCUGUUUAGUGGAAGCCGACCCUGACGCUACGCUAUUUGAAUAAAAAAAUGUUCACUUACAACA
This is a messenger RNA of Orbicella faveolata, 1313 nucleotides long. RefSeq names its product uS5 assembly chaperone PDCD2L-like. The record is from RefSeq and is a predicted model, not a curated record. Gene Ontology annotation, biological process: apoptotic process. Gene Ontology annotation, cellular component: cytoplasm. Lineage: Eukaryota; Metazoa; Cnidaria; Anthozoa; Scleractinia; Merulinidae.